AUGAUGGAGGGUGAGUGGUCUUGGCUCGGCUUGGCGAGCUGCCUGCCGCUGCCCGAGCGCUUUCGCUUGCGCCGCGUCAGCGCCACCGCGGAGCGUGUGGUGCGCUGGCAGCUGGCACAGCUGGCGAUGGAUGCCGGCUCCUUCCGUGAACGCUGGGAUGUCGACUUCUUCCAAGGCUUUUUGCCCGACCUCCAGCGAAUCCUGCUCUUUGCACAGCUCACGGAGGACGCUGAGUCCACCCUGCCCAGCUGUACCAGCUUAGCGCCGUGGGUGUCCCUGACGCGCCGCUUCGCGCCCUUAGCGCUGCGUCCCAGCGCCCACGCGGUGGAGCUGCAGAGAUCACUGGAGGAGAUACCCACUGGUACGUUGCUUCAGUUGCAGGGGCGCCUCAUGAUUUCCAACUGCUUCAACUCGCUGCUGCAAAAGGGCCCCCACGUUGAGGGUCUGUGGAUCCUACGGCGGAGCGGAGCUGCUGCAUCGUGGUCGUCGUCCGGCCGCGGAACGCUGGAGGAUGCCAGCGCAGCGGUGCUGGAGCGUUUCGGCGAGCCAAAGGCCACCAUAAGCCUGCAUGAGCAUCAGCGCUUCCAUGGUCGCUGCGCGCUCCCACGGCCAGAAGUGUCCUGGCGCUACCUCGUGGAUGUCUUCGGCAGCGUCUCGGACGGUGAGGUGGCCGCGCUGUUGGUGGCGGCCGAGAUCGAACACGUGCCCUUGCCGCGGCUUCUGGCGCAGGCGGCACGCCAGGCAGUGGCGCAGGGGCAGGAGGCCAUGCUCCUUCGUUGGGCCAUGGAUGGAGCGGAGCCCGUUUGCGUGCGGGUGGCCAUCUACGACGCAAGCGGCUUGAAGGCCACGGUGGAUGAAGUGUCCAUUUCUUCCCACCAUCGUUGGGCAGUGCCUCCCGCCGAGCCAGCAGCGCACGGAUGA
Molecule: messenger RNA, 921 nt
Organism: Durusdinium trenchii
Lineage: Eukaryota; Dinophyceae; Suessiales; Symbiodiniaceae
Source: the annotation of a GenBank genome assembly